AUGACUAUCGACAUAAUCCCACAAAAACCAACUCAAGAGCGCAAUCCACCCCCAUGGAACAGCCGCGUCCUCGAAAAACGCGCGACCCAGUUAAACCUGAUCCCCUCAGCGUGGCACCUCCCAGCACCCCUCCUAUCAAAUCCGCCAGCAUCAAGCAUAGAGAUCAUCCGCGCAAGCGGUAUUCUCUCCGCCGAUGAGCUAGCAUGGACUGAAACAACAGAUAUCCGCGACCUCGUCGAGCUGGUCAAGUCCCGGUGUGUGACGAGCGAGUCACUGACAACGGCGUUUUGUAAACGUGCUGCAAUCGCACAGCAGGUUACGAAGUGCUUAACGGAAAUCUUUUUUGAUAAGGCUCUUGAUCGUGCCAGGGAGCUUGAUGAGCAUCUACUACGUACUGGUGAGGUUGUUGGGCCUUUACAUGGGGUUCCGGUUUCUGUGAAGGACCGGUUUGAUGUUGAGGGGGUUGAUACAACUGUUGGUUGGGUGGGCUUGACCAAUAAACCAGCCAAAUCCAAUAGUUCGAUCGUGAAGUUACUAGAGGCGAUGGGUGCAGUGCUUUAUGUCAAGACAAAUGUGCCACAAUCUCUGAUGAUGUCCGACUCAUACAACCAUGUCUUCGGCCAGUCUGUUAAUGCUUUCAACCACGCCCUAAUCUCAGGCGGUAGUUCCGGUGGCGAAGGCGCCCUUGUUGGCUCCGGAGGAAGCGUCUUAGGAAUCGGUACUGACAUCGGUGGCUCGAUUCGAGUACCUUCUAAUCUACAGGGACUUUACUCUAUAUGUCCGACGACGGGACGAGUACCGUGGGACUGCUCCUUCUUACACCAGCACUACCUUAUCCCUCCCGUUGCCGGUCCGAUGGCUACAUCACUCGCUACGACAGAGUACUUUAUGGAGAAUCUCCUUGCAUCCAGCCCGUGGAACCUAGAUCCAAGCGCAGUUCCGAUCCCGUGGCGAAAAGAGCUCGCAAUCCCGUCAGCGAAUCGCAAGUUGAGACUGGGUGUUGUAUUUGAUGAUGGGGUCGUUAAGCCGCAGCCGCCUGUUGCGAGGGCAAUGAGCGAGACGGUGGAUGCAUUGAGAACUGCUGGUCAUGAAGUAAUCGAAUGGGACGCCUCCCUCCACACUGCCGCCACCAAUCUUUGGACAAAAGGCAUUCUCGCCGACGGUGGUCAGCACUGCCGCUCGCUCUGUCAGAUAGUCGACGAGCCUUUAAUUGAAGGCAUGGUUGUCGGCAAAGAGACCGAUCUUCUUUCACACGAAGAGCGAGAGCAGUUCGAAGCAACAAAACUCACACUCCAAAAUGCCUUCCUGAAGCAAUGGGUUUCAUCCGAAAUAGAUGCCCUCCUCAUGCCCGUCAUCCCGUGGGUAGGCUACAAGCCCAAGACUUGGGUGAAGAGCAAGCAGUGGCUGGGCUAUACGGCUAUGUGGAAUCUGCUGGAUUACGCAGCAGUUACUGUACCUGUUGCAAGGGCGGAUCGAGAUCAUGAUUAUGUCGGCAGUGGAGGUAAUCCUGAGUGGGAGGAACAUUCUAUUAGGAAUGAGUCGGAUGCUUUUAACUAUUUGCAGUAUGAUAUCGACCUUGUUCAUGGGAUGCCUAUCUGUGUGCAGAUUGUUGGGGGUCGAUUUGGAGAGGAAAAGGCCGUGGCGGUUGGGAAGGUCGUUGAUGAGUUGAUGAAUUCAACCCCCUUUCAUCCAUAA
Penicillium concentricum is the source of this 1695-nucleotide messenger RNA. RefSeq lists its product as uncharacterized. Lineage: Eukaryota; Fungi; Ascomycota; Eurotiomycetes; Eurotiales; Aspergillaceae. The record is from RefSeq and is a predicted model, not a curated record. Bases 1 to 1695 code for a protein of 564 amino acids. The transcript is spliced from 7 exons.